Messenger RNA from Spodoptera frugiperda (fall armyworm), 1043 nucleotides. RefSeq lists its product as uncharacterized. The record is from RefSeq and is a predicted model, not a curated record. The transcript is spliced from 2 exons. Lineage: Eukaryota; Metazoa; Arthropoda; Insecta; Lepidoptera; Noctuidae. Bases 145 to 801 code for a protein of 218 amino acids.
CUGCUGAAGAAAGUAAUUGGACGAUCAAAGCGUCGAACGUAAGCCUGUCUCUCGCCCAGAGAGAAUGUGCGAUAUAUAAGCCACUAAGCUGACUCGCUAUUCGGUAGUUUUUUAACUGCGCCGGAGACGCACACUUGUACGACAAUGGAAAUACCGAAGUUAAUGAUAUUGCUGUGCUGCUCGUACUACGGGUUUGCUUCACAUCACGGUCACACAAUACCAGUGGAAAACUAUGAAACUGAACUACAAGUCCUCGGCGAAUCCGUCGAAAUUCCUGAAACACCCGUCAGAGUGGUCAAAAUCACUAAAACUGUAGCUGUCAAGGUCCCUGUGCCAUAUCCAGUGAAAGUGAUUGAGAAAGUCCCUUACCCCGUUCACAUUAACAAACCUUACCCAGUGCCAGUGCCACAGAUUGUAAAAGUUCCUCACGUUGAAUCUCCACCAAAGUUAAACGCGCACGAAGCUCUCGGUAGCCAUGGUGGCCAAAGCUACUUCCCUGGAAAUUCUUACCAAGUUCAAGAAGCACAUUCACGUGACGGACCCUCAGACGACUCAUAUGGACCAGAAGAACAGUCCUACAACGGUGACAACUCGGGCCACAGUCAAGGUUUCGCGCCUUACGGCGAUGAGUCUUCAGAAGGAUCCCCUGGUGGCUCGUAUGGAGGACCGUCACACAGCUACUAUGGUAACGUAGGCGGUAAUGACGCCGAAUCUUUUGAAUCCAAAAAUUAUAAUCAAGCCAUUAACGACUACAUUCACAAAUCGAACCCAAGUGGUCACACAGGUUUAAAUUAUCAUUAAAUGUUUCAAAGAUGUUAGUAUUAAUGUACCUGACUGCAUUCCUUAAAUAAUAAUAUUUUAUCUUUAUAUCUGUACAUAUUGUUAUGUUCAUGUUUGUGUGAUUUGUAAUAGUAGAGUGAUGGGACAGUAAUAUUGUUAUUGUACUUAAGCAUAUUUUUGUUGUUGUUGUUGUUACUAGAUGUGUAUGGCGUAACGUUGUUAAUUUUGAAAUAAAUUAUUAAAAAUAAAACGUUAUAUAAUUA